Messenger RNA from Acanthosepion pharaonis, 591 nucleotides. NCBI's taxonomy places the organism in Eukaryota, Metazoa, Mollusca, Cephalopoda, Sepiida, Sepiidae. The record is from the annotation of a GenBank genome assembly.
AUGCCACCUAAAAGGAGGAAACUUUUUGGACGGCACACGGCAGCUGUCUCCGCUACUAGAGCAGCGAGGGUGAGUGAAACCUCUGAACAGACUUCUUUGUAUCUUUCACGGAUGUCCUCAAGCUCAGCUGCUCGCUUAUCUACAGAAAGCGCAGCUGCGCGGACUGAAAGGUUGGCUUCAGUGGCUUCAACCAUGUCUGCACACCGCACCAGGCUUUCAGUUGAAGAACAUUCACUUCAGAAUUCACAGGACGCAGUCCGCAUGGCUAGGUUGAGGGCUUCACAGUCCCCAGCACAGAAAACCCUUCGUCGUUUGCAGGAUGCCACUGCCAAAGCUUGCUCCAGGGGUUUAGAAAGCCCUGAACAAACAACUUCACGUUGUCUUAGGAAUACUAGGGCUACAGCCACAUCUAGAGCUUCGAAAAAACCCCAAGAAACCGCUCAUCAUCGCUUUAGAAAUGCCCUAUCCAACGCAUCUGCCAGAGCCUUAGAAAGCCCUGCACAGACCACUGUUCAUCGCGUUAGAAAUGCCCACUCUACUGCAUCUGCUAGAGCCCUAGAAAGCCCUGCAAAAACCAGUUUGUCAUGUUAG